This is a messenger RNA of Cynoglossus semilaevis (tongue sole), 3175 nucleotides long. Its product is annotated as nuclear receptor subfamily 2 group F member 1-A-like. The coding region runs from base 907 to 2178 and encodes 423 amino acids. The transcript has 4 exons. NCBI's taxonomy places the organism in Eukaryota, Metazoa, Chordata, Actinopteri, Pleuronectiformes, Cynoglossidae. Gene Ontology annotation, molecular function: DNA-binding transcription factor activity; sequence-specific DNA binding; zinc ion binding. The record is from RefSeq and is a predicted model, not a curated record. Gene Ontology annotation, biological process: regulation of DNA-templated transcription.
UUUGAUUAUCAGUCUCCAGAAGCCCCUCUCUUGGCUCCUUGACAUGAGCACCAUAUAAGGCGCAGCGAUCUCCAUAGAAACGUGUCAGUUUCAAUAGGAGUGUCAAAGUUCACUUAUACAGACAUUCGUGCAGAUCCCCCGUUUCGGAAACAUUGCUUUGCUGGUCCUCCAGUUUAAGCGCAUUCAAAUUUUAAGUCUCUCCUUCUUCUUGCAUAUUCUAUUAAUUGUUGGUGUUUUUUCCCCUCUUCCUUUUUUCAUCUUUUUUCUUCUUCGUAUCUCCAUUCCUCCUGCCGGAGAGAGGUGAAACUAUACAUGGGCACUUCAUUCGCCGACGCGCUUUGCUUUCGCUGCCGGGCGAGAUGAUGAGGUUUAUUUAAGAAUAUAGAUGUAAAAAUCCAGCUCUUCAGUCUGUCCUCCCCGCUGUGUGGCGAAGACGGGAGCGUAAAGGAGCAAGGGGAAGAAAAGAGAAAGGAAUUUAUCUCCGCAGCACUUUGGAUCGCGUGUCUUUCCAGCAAAAGGUCUUCUUUUUUGACUCGCUCCUGCGUCCAUGUGAAGCGCUCCUGCUUUUUCCUUUGUGGCUAUUUUAUACCAAGCUGCAAUUUGUUACGACUGGACUCGGGUUUUCCAACAAGAUUAGGGAUUCCUGAAUGGCAGACUGCAAUUUACCUUGGAACUGGCCUCCCGAUACUUGCAUAUCCUGAUCGGGUGCCUCUUCAAUCGCCCUGCUGUUAUUUUGAAUGUAUUGAUCGCGCUCUGCUCUGCUCCAUACCCCCAUAUAAGAUUGCGUGCUCCGAUUUGACUUUGCACUGCCCCGUCUUUUGAGAACUAUAUUAUUUUUUUCUUCUCCUCAACGCUCCACUAACACCGGCGACCAUUUCGCUUUAUAGCACUUUCCGUGGCCGAGAUAUGGCAAUGGUAGUUAGCGUUUGGCGAGAUCCGCAGGAAGACGUGGCCGGAGGACCUCCGAGCGGUCCCAACCCAGCAGCGCAGCCGGCGAGGGAGCAGCAGCAGGCUGCGUCGGCGGCGCCGCACACUCCGCAGACCCCCAGCCAGCCGGGACCCCCGUCCACACUGGGGACCGCUGGGGACAAGGGGGGUCAAAAUUCUGGACAGAGUCAGCAGCAUAUUGAAUGUGUGGUUUGCGGAGACAAAUCGAGCGGCAAACACUAUGGCCAGUUUACCUGCGAAGGAUGCAAAAGUUUCUUCAAGAGGAGUGUAAGGAGGAACUUAACAUACUCAUGUCGUGCCAAUAGGAACUGUCCCAUUGACCAGCACCACCGAAAUCAGUGCCAAUACUGCCGGCUGAAGAAGUGUUUAAAAGUGGGGAUGCGCCGGGAAGGCCAGCUUUCUGGACGUGUUGUUACUCUUGAACAAUGUUUAUCAGUCCUGGAUGCACAUUUCCUCUUUUUCUCUCCAGGCCAGUACGCGCUGACGAACGGGGACCCACUGAACGGCCAUUGCUAUCUGUCCGGAUACAUCUCGUUAUUGCUGAGGGCCGAGCCCUACCCGACCUCCCGGUACGGGAGCCAGUGCAUGCAGCCCAACAAUAUCAUGGGCAUCGAGAACAUCUGCGAGCUGGCAGCUCGUUUGCUCUUCAGCGCCGUGGAGUGGGCAAGAAACAUCCCUUUCUUCCCCGACCUGCAGAUCACAGACCAGGUGUCCCUUCUCAGGCUGACGUGGAGCGAGUUGUUUGUGCUUAACGCGGCCCAGUGCUCCAUGCCUCUGCAUGUCGCCCCUCUGCUCGCCGCAGCAGGCCUCCACGCCUCCCCGAUGUCCGCGGACCGAGUCGUGGCUUUCAUGGAUCACAUCCGGAUCUUCCAAGAGCAAGUGGAGAAGCUUAAGACGCUGCACGUUGACUCGGCAGAGUACAGCUGCCUCAAGGCCAUCGUGCUGUUUACAUCAGAUGCUUGUGGCCUCUCGGAUGCUGCUCACAUCGAGAGCCUACAGGAGAAAUCCCAGUGCGCUCUGGAGGAGUACGUGAGGAGCCAGUACCCGAACCAGCCCAGCCGCUUUGGGAAGCUCCUUCUGCGGCUGCCCUCUCUGCGCACCGUCUCCUCAUCGGUAAUCGAGCAGCUGUUCUUCGUCCGCUUGGUAGGUAAAACUCCUAUUGAAACCCUCAUCAGGGAUAUGCUAUUAUCCGGGAGCAGCUUCAACUGGCCUUACAUGUCCAUCCAAUGAUCCCUAAUAUGAAAGUGGAAAAAAAAAGAGAGUGAGAGAGGAAAAAAAGGACCAAAAUUCAGCACCCCCUCACCCCGUCCUCCUACUCCUAGAAGAAGACUAUAUAUAGGACCUUUUCUGAACAAACUUGGAAGACAUUACUUUUUUCUGUCUUCUGGGACUGUGAUGAAAUACAUAAUGUACAGAAAAAUAUUGGAACUGGACUUUACACCUGUGUAAAUCCACCCCGUCAUCUUCAAGAACAGUACUCUUCAUUUUGUAAAAUACUACUCUUUAUUUUCCUUUUGUUUUUGUAAAAAAUACAAAUAAAAUGAAAAACAUCAUAUGCGCAGUAAGAAAAAAAGAAUCAAGACUUAGCGGGAAAAUAAUGUUUCCAAGCAAUUAUAAGAAUUGUCCUGUGUCUAUGUACUUCUCUGUUUUGUAUUUUUUCUGGUUCUAAACCAGGGUUUCUGUGAUUCUAUACUAAUAAUUUUUUGAUAUAACCUUUUGCUUCUUAUAAUGAGUGCGAUAUAUGUUGUCGAAGCUAUGUUCUCCAAGAAUUAAAAUUGAAGUGAGGAAUUAAAAACAGAAAAAUAAAGAAAUUUAGACAAAUAAGAAACAGUCAAAUCGCUAUGACAAUAUCACCACUGAUGGUUGAACUUUUUUUGCCCUAAUUGAAACGAUGGACUUGCAACAGCAGCAAAACUGACCUCCAGGUCAUUUUUACUGAGAGGACGUCUGGAGCGCCUUUGACCCCCCCCCCCCCCCCCCCCAUGAAUGCGCGUUGGAGUCGAUCAUCAGUCAAAGAGGAGAGACAUGAAAAUCAAAAGCACUUUUAAUAUAUCAUUUCAAAUACAUUUUGUUUGUUUCGUCUUGAAGAAUUUCCAUUGUUUCUUGAAUUUUAUUGGUUGUUGCCUUCACUUUGCUUACUCCAUGAUGCAGCUUUUUGAAGAAGGGUCGGUUGAUGAAGUUGUGUGAUGGUGACUGUACUAUUAAAAAAAACAGAAAUAGGCAACCA